This is a messenger RNA of Tinamus guttatus (white-throated tinamou), 1440 nucleotides long. It is a transcript of the gene METTL8, whose product is annotated as methyltransferase 8, tRNA N3-cytidine. Gene Ontology annotation, molecular function: tRNA (cytidine-N3)-methyltransferase activity. NCBI's taxonomy places the organism in Eukaryota, Metazoa, Chordata, Aves, Tinamiformes, Tinamidae. The record is from RefSeq and is a predicted model, not a curated record.
UAGGUCUCUGAACAAAAUGAAUUUCAUUACAAGGUUUUCUGCUUUAUGUCUGAGGAAAAACAAGAUGCAGCAGAGGCACCAGAGUAGUAGGCGGCCAGCUGUUCCACUUGGAUCACGGAUUUUGACUGAUCCUUCCAAGGUUUUUGAGCAUAACAUGUGGGACCACAUGCAGUGGUCACAAGAAGAAGAGCAGCGUGCCAAGGACAAAGCAGCAGAGAACUCACUUGUUAAAGUCCAAUUAGAAGACCAAGAUAAAUAUGAGAGAGAAGCCAGUAAAUAUUGGAAUGAAUUUUAUAAGACUCAUAAGAAUAACUUUUUCAAGGAUCGCAAUUGGUUGUUUCUGGAGUUCCCAGAAAUUCUUCCAGAAAAAAAGAGAGAACAGUUGAAAGCAGAGGAAGAAUCUUCAGAACCCAUAAAAAUAAAAAGUACCAGCAGUUUUCUUCACAAGGAUUUUCCUGGAACAUUUGAAAAAGGAAAAGAAUGCUGGGGGAAUCAUUAUGGGGAAGACUCUACUUUUGUACAAGGACAAGUAUAUAGCAAAAAACAAGCAAAAUGUGUUGCUCGCAAUCCUCAGGGUAAAGAUUGUAGAGAAAAAGUUGGCAAGCUAGAAUCCUUUCCUGGUAGUGGUGCUGCUUACAGAGUGUUAGAGGUUGGUUGUGGUGCUGGAAAUAGUGUGUUUCCUAUUUUGAAAGUUCUAUGCAAUGCACCUGGUACCUUUCUAUACUGUUGUGAUUUUGCUUCAGGAGCAGUGGAUCUGGUAAAGUCACAUUCGUCCUACAAUUCAGCCUGGUGUUUUGCCUUUGUUCAUGAUGUGUGUGAUGAUGCCUUACCCUAUCCUUUUCCUGAUGAGAUCCUGGAUGUCAUUCUCCUUGUCUUUGUGCUCUCUGCUAUUCAUCCUGACAGGAUGCAAAGAGUUGUAAAUAGAUUGGCUAAACUACUGAAACCUGGAGGAAUGUUGUUAUUUCGAGAUUAUGGAAGAUAUGAUAUGUCUCAGCUUCGUUUUAAAAAAGGUCAUUGCUUGUCAGAAAAUUUUUAUGUACGAGGAGAUGGAACCAGAGUGUAUUUCUUUACCAAAGAUGAGGUAUACAGCAUGUUCAGCUUGGCUGGAUUAACUGAAGUACAGAAUUUAGUUGAUCGGCGAUUACAAGUCAACAGAAAGAAAGAAGUCAAAAUGCAGCGAGUCUGGAUACAGAGCAAGUUCCAGAAACCGUUGCUGCUAUCUCUGAGUAAUCCUGAAGAAACAACCAAAAGGUACCCUUACGGCUAAAUAUACCAUAACCUCCAGAAACAGAAGCAAAUUUGACUAUGUAUAUUUCCUAUAAAUCUUGUACUAGCUGCUGAAAAGGAAAAAAAUACUAAACUGAGAACCCUUCCUUGAUGUUUUGUAAAUGUAUGUAUUUGAAAAUGAUCUUGAAAAAAAUUCUUUUCUAACUUCUGCUU